UAUAUAUAUAUAUAUAUACAUAUAUAUAUAUAUGUAUAUAUAUAUAUAUAUAUAUAUAUAUAUAUAUACAUAUAUAUAUAAUAGAGUCUAUAAUAGAGGAUAUUGUUGUUGUGUUACUAUUAACAUAUAGUGGCAGGGACGACUUAUUACUCACAGUGAAGAAUAAACAACAUGACUAAUACUUGUUUUUGAUCAGCCCCUUCCUGCAGGACAGAAACUUCUGUAGCUGUUUGUCUGACUAAUAAAGUUUUUUCAAACCACGUGAUCAACACUGUCAUGUCUGCGCCCUCGUGUCAUGCGUGGUUGUGAUCAGUUGUAACAUUUUGACAUUUUAAAACACCAGUCAGUCAAGGUAGUACUUUUUUUUUUUAAUUGUUUUGACUUAUAGUUGUUGUGUUGUUGUUUGUGGUUUACCAAGCCACUUGGAUCUGACAGUUUGACGAGCAUUUAGAGAGGAUAUAGUUAGUUAGAGUGGCUCGGCAGCUGCAUGUAGCUGCUUGCUAACUGUAUACACUUCAAUUCAACGCAUUGGUGUGACUCGGUAUUCAUUUGUAGGAAAAUGAAGAUAAAGAAGAUGAUGCCCAGGAACAAGCGUCCGUCCCCCGGACUGCUGAAAGCCAAGAAAAACAAACGGAGCAUCCUUAUGAAAGGCAAAUGGCAAGCUGUAGAGCUCGAUCCCAUCAUCUUCUCCGAGGAGGGCUUGGAGGGGCUGGUGUGUUUUGAAGAGCUGACAGAUUACCGUCUGGUCGACUCUGAGAAGGCUGCAGCUAAAGCAGAAAGGGAGCUGCAAAAGGAGAAGAUGAAGAAGAAGAAGAAGAAGAAGAAACCGAAGAAAAGAAAAGCCAGUGAGGAAGAGGAGGCUGGAGAGAAGGGAGAUGUGGAGAGCAGCAAAGAGGGAGAGAAAACAGCUGAACCAGCCAAGAAAAAAGCCAAACAGAAGAAGAAGAAAAAUAAGAAAGUGGCUGCAAAGGAAUCGGACCAACCUGAUGACACUCCUGUAGAAGUGGCACAGAAAGAAGAGGCUGCAGGUGAGGAUGAAACACCUCAAGAAGAUGCUUCAAAAGAUACAGCGAUGAGUUCAGAACCUGUAAAAAAAGUCACAAAGAAGAAGAACAACAACAACAAAAAGAAGAAGAAGGAAAAGAAACAGAAGCAGCAGAUAGAAAAGGGUAAAAUCUCAGAGGAACAGCCGAACCAGGAGUCUCCAUCAGAAGCUCUGGAAAAUGAAAAAUCCACUCAAGACAAAGUGGCAAAGCCUCCCAAAAACAAAAAGCAGAUAAAGAAUUGGACAAAUGCAGCUAUUGACCAAAAAGCUGAUGUGAGUGCCUGGAAGGACCUGUUUGUUCCCUCCCCUGUGCUGAAGGCGCUGAGCAGUCUUGGAUUCAGCUCACCGAGUCCUAUACAAGCCCUGACUCUGCCUCCAGCUAUCAGGGAUCGUAUGGAUAUACUGGGGGCGGCUGAGACAGGAAGUGGGAAGACACUGGCAUUUGGUAUUCCCAUGAUCCACGCCAUCCUGGAGUGGAAGAACGGUUCAGAAAAGCCUGCUGAUGACGACCCUGAACCGACCACAAAGGUGGAGAGUUUGUAUUUACCAGCCUUAGACGAGUCCGCGGUAGAAGACGACAACAUGGAGGCCGAGGGAGAUGACGGUGACAGCAUCACAGAGCAGGAUCAAGGUGACACUGAUGAACAUGACAGCGAAGAUGAACACGAUGACGUCGAAGAAAAAGAUGACGACAAGAGGAUCGGGUGUGUUAAAGUAAUCGAAAAUGCAGUGUUUGACUUUGACGUCGCCGCUGAAGAAGAAGAAGAAGAAGAAGAAGAAGCUGAAGCUGCUGGCGGUCGGAGUCAGCCUCUGCUCGGACUGGUGCUCACUCCCACCAGGGAGCUGGCUGUUCAGGUCAAGCACCACAUUGAUGCUGUCGCAAAAUUUACAGACAUCAAAACAGCGAUAAUUGUGGGAGGAAUGGCACAACAGAAACAGAGACGGAUGCUGAAGCGAAGACCAGAGAUCGUUAUUGCCACUCCGGGACGUCUGUGGGACCUGAUCCAGGAGAAGCAUCCACAUCUGCUCAAUCUAAGACAACUCAGGUGCCUGGUCAUCGAUGAAGCAGAUCGCAUGGUGGAGAGAGGCCACUUUGCAGAGCUGGAGAGUCUGCUGGAGAUGCUGAACACCGUGCACUUUAAUCCCAAGAGGCAGACGUUCGUGUUCUCCGCCACGCUGACCAUGGCUCGCAGCCUGCCCACCCGCGUCCUGCAGAAGAAGAAGAAGAAUGUGGACCGGAGGAGCCAGCUGGAAGUUCUCAUGCACAAAGUGGGGAUCAAGUCCAAACCCAAAAUCAUUGACCUGACCAGGAAGGAGGCAACUGUGGAGACCCUGAGCGAGACCCGAAUCCACUGCCAGAAGGAGGAGAAGGACUUCUACCUUUAUUACUUUUUGCUCCAGUAUCCCGGCCGCACCAUGGUGUUUGCCAACAGCAUAGACUGCAUCAAGAGACUGAACUCCCUGCUGGUUAUCAUGGACUGUACUCCACUGCCUCUUCAUGCCAACAUGCACCAGAAACAACGCCUCAAAAACCUGGAAAGGUUUGCCGAGAGGGAUAGUUGUGUUCUGCUGACUACUGAUGUGGCAGCUAGAGGACUGGACAUCCCCAAUGUUCAGCAUGUUAUUCACUACCAGGUUCCCAGGACAUCUGAGACAUACGUCCAUCGGAGUGGCAGAACAGCGAGAGCCACCAAAGAGGGUCUCAGUAUGCUGCUAAUCGGCCCAGACGACAUGAUGAACUUCAAAAAGAUCUACAGGGCUCUAGGGAAGGACGAGGACCUUCCCAUGUUCCCCAUAGAGAUCAAAUGCAUGGAAGCCAUCAAGGAGCGGGUCAACUUGGCCAGAAAGAUAGAGAAGAUCGAGUUCCACAACAGCAGGGAGAAGCAGCACAACUCCUGGUUCAAAAAAGCAGCAGAGGCCCUGGAAGUGGACCUGGAUGAUGAUUGUUUAAUUGGAGGAGCAAAGGAUGAGGACUAUGACCGAGAGCAGCAGUGGGUGGUAAAGGGGAUGAAAAAGCAUUUGAAACAUCUGAUCUCCCAGCCUGUGUUCAAGAAUGUGAUUAAGACGAGGUACCCCACCCAGAUGGGAAAGCUCUCCCUGCCUAACAUGCCUCUAGCUGGAGGGCAAAACGCCCUCACCAGGGUCUCAAUACAAAAGGAGAAACAGAAGUUAAAGAAAGGUGGUCCACCACAGCAGAAAAAGCAGAAGACAGAGCAGCAGUGACAUGUUAAUGGAAUGUGUAUUUAGAGAUGCCAUAAUUUGACAGGAUUGUGUUGAUUCAUGUCAUUUUUAAAACAUAAAUUAACUUCAAUCCAUUUAAAUACUUAUUGCACAGUGUGCAAAAAAAUGUAAUUCCAAAUGUUGUUGAAUCGCUGUACACUGCAAUACUAUAUAAAAAUCUGUUUCCAUGAGUGUCUUAAAA
Messenger RNA from Sebastes umbrosus (honeycomb rockfish), 3467 nucleotides. It is a transcript of the gene ddx24, whose product is annotated as DEAD (Asp-Glu-Ala-Asp) box helicase 24. NCBI's taxonomy places the organism in Eukaryota, Metazoa, Chordata, Actinopteri, Perciformes, Sebastidae. The transcript is spliced from 8 exons. The coding region runs from base 560 to 3268 and encodes 902 amino acids. Gene Ontology annotation, molecular function: nucleic acid binding; RNA helicase activity; ATP binding. Gene Ontology annotation, cellular component: nucleolus. The record is from RefSeq and is a predicted model, not a curated record.